Molecule: messenger RNA, 2118 nt
Organism: Megalopta genalis
Lineage: Eukaryota; Metazoa; Arthropoda; Insecta; Hymenoptera; Halictidae
Gene: Ssadh
Product: succinic semialdehyde dehydrogenase
Biological process (GO): GABA catabolic process
Cellular component (GO): mitochondrion
Molecular function (GO): succinate-semialdehyde dehydrogenase (NAD+) activity
Source: RefSeq, a predicted model, not a curated record
UCGCUAUAAACGAAUUCUUUAUUUUUUUUGUUUUUAUAACUAUGACAUUGGAAUAAACAAAUAUGUAUGAUAACACUUGUUGACUGAAAGACGCCGGCGCGCCGAUAAUGCAUACUAUCGCACAACAAAGAACACAUACGCUGGAAAAAUGUAUACAUAUACAUAUAAGACCCUUAAUCGGAGUAAAUCAGCAAUAAGUUACAUAAGGUCAAUAUGUCGAUGAAAUAGAUAACAUGAAUUGACAACGUCAACGUGUUAGAAGUAACCGUUUGUAUAAAACGUGACAUACAAUUGAAAAUACAAGUGUUCUCUCAUUGACAGUCUGUAGUCUUGAAGUAAGUGUCACCAGUCAGCACACGCGGUAUUGACAUUUUAUUGCAGAAAUUAUUAUUAACUGAAGAUUGUUAUUUAUUUGCUGGCACAAUGUUCCACAGUGUAUCUAUAACACAAAAGUACACUUCAUCCCAUGCAUUGACAUUGACUAGAACAAUGCAUCUUCUAAAAGAUCUUGCGUACGUAAAUGGCAAAUGGAUAGGAGCAAGCAGUAAACAAAUAUUUCCUGUCCAUAAUCCAGUUGACAAAUCUGUUAUUAACAAUGUACCUGAUAUGGAUGUCCAAGACACAAAAGUAGCUAUUGAAGCAGCAUCGAAAGCUUUUGAAUCAUUUCGUACAACAAGUGCAAAAGAACGAAGUCAUUUGCUUAGAAAUUGGUAUGAUUUAAUGGUGAAAUACUCAAAGGAUUUGGCACAAAUUUUGACCAAAGAGAAUGGAAAAUCUUUGGCUGAGGCUAAAGGUGAAAUUAUAUAUGGAAACUCUUUUGUUGAAUGGUUCUCAGAAGAAGCUAGAAGGGUUGAUGGAGAAGUAUUACAAGGAGGAGAUCCCAAUAAGCACCUAUUUUUAUUGAAACAACCUGUGGGGGUUGCUGCUUUAAUUACGCCAUGGAAUUUCCCUCAUGCUAUGAUUACCCGGAAGGCAGGAGCUGCCUUAUCUGUUGGAUGCACAUGUGUAGUGAAACCAUCUGAAGAUACACCACUUACUGCCUUAGCAUUGGCUGAACUUGCAGAGAAAGCAGGAUUCCCACAUGGAACCUUUAAUGUGCUCACAACAAGCGAAAAAAAUUCACCAAAUGUUGGUAAAGAACUAUGUGAGAAUCCCAAAGUAAGAGUGCUAUCAUUUACUGGUUCAACACCAGUAGGAAAAAUUUUAUACAAACAGUGCGCUUCAUCUAUGAAGCGACUCAGUCUUGAAUUAGGAGGUAAUGCACCAUUUAUUAUUUUCAAUUCAGCAAAUUUAGAUUUAGCUAUAACAGGUGCUAUGGCAAGUAAAUUCCGUAAUACUGGUCAAACAUGUGUCUCUGCAAAUAGAUUCUUUGUACAAGCAGGUGUAUUUGAUCAAUUUGUUGAAAAGUUUUUAGCAAAGAUUAAAAGUGAUAUUAAAUUGGGAGAUGGUAGUAAGGAAGGCGUUACCCAUGGUCCUCUUACUAAAGACAAUCAGUUAAAAAUUGUACACAGAUUAGUUACUGAUGCAGUAAAAAAAGGAGCAAAAGUACAUUGUGGUGGUACACCAUUAACUGAAAUAGGACCACUGUUUUAUUCUCCUACUCUUAUUACAAAUGUAAACGAGGACAUGGAAAUAUAUAACAAAGAAAUUUUUGGUCCAGUAGCAGUAAUUAAUAAAUUUAAUUCUGAGGAAGAAGUUAUACAAAAAGCUAAUAAUACAGCUGUUGGUUUAGCUGGAUACUUUUAUUCAGGUGAUGUACCACAAAUAUUUAGAGUAGCCAAAGCAUUAGAAGUUGGAAUGAUUGGUGUGAAUGAAGGUUUGAUUUCCUGUGCUGAAGCUGCCUUUGGUGGGGUAAAAGAAUCAGGUAUAGGUAGAGAAGGUUCUAGACAUGGAGUUCACGAUUAUGUUGAUAUUAAAUAUGUAUGUAUUGGAAACAUUAAGCAGUAAUGAUUACUUUUAAAAAAUAUUCAAACUAAUAGCAACAUAUAUUUGUAGCAAAAUUGUUGAAGGAGAUCAAAUAUUUUGUAUAAUACUUUAUUUAUAGGAUAUUUUAGAUUGAAAUAGUAGUAUUAUAUUCAUUGAAAAUAGUACAUGUACGUAUAUGUAGAAAAGGUUCUA